Messenger RNA from Chara braunii, 2044 nucleotides. The record is from the annotation of a GenBank genome assembly. NCBI's taxonomy places the organism in Eukaryota, Viridiplantae, Streptophyta, Charophyceae, Charales, Characeae.
GAACGAUCAGUCGAGGUGCGGGAGGAGGAGGUGCGUAGUCUACCCACCAAUCAUUCCUUCUUCUUUUUCUUUUUUUUUCGAUUUUUUGGAAAACAUCAGUCCAACUGUUGGACUUUCAAUCAUCCCGGUGCCGCAUGUAAAGGCGAUGAUUUUUUUUUAAUUUUUUUUUUCUAUAAAAGCCGAGGAUUGUUUUUUUUUUUUUUUUUUUUUUKCCCCAAUCUAUCCGAAUGUCGGACUCUCAUCAGGCUGCUGCCGCAUGUAAGGCCGAGGAUUUUGGGUCUGCUUCUUKCUUAGGACCAUCAAAAAAAAAAAAAAAAAAAAAAAAAAAAAGAAUGAAAGGAAGGACCAUCCUCAGUAUGGAUCAUGCAUGAAUGAUUGAUCAUUUUAAUUCCCACGUGGCUAAUUUUAGUUGUCGUUGCAAUUAUUUCUUUUUCCGCUUUACAAGCGGAAGGUCGCCACGUCGAUCGUCCCGACCCCAACCCCCUGGAUGUAUGAUUCGAAUCAUGUCAUGCAUGUAUGAUGAUCAUUUUCAUUGCCACGUGGCUAAUUAUAGUUGUUGUGGCGAUGAUUACAGUUCCGCUUUGCGACAGCAAGGUCGCGAGUUCGAUUCUCCAACCGCCACACUGGUCUGCAGUUUCCUCCAUAACUGAUAACUGUCCCCUGUGCAGUGUCCUCGAAGGAAGAGGAGGAGGAGGAGGAGGAGGAGGUUUUAUAACUUUUCCUACUUUGGAUUUGAUGUCUGAUCUUGUGGAUUAUCUUUUGUCGGUUCCAGUUGCGUCAUCGUUUUGUAUUUCGUCAAUAAUUUUGAAUAAUUACAAUUGCCAAAAACGCGACAACAAGAAGGAGAAAGGGAGAACGGAGGAGCUGGCGAGCAUGGAUGGUAUGGAAAAUAUUAAGGUGCUUGACUUUCGCACGGCCUUUCAGGGGAGCGUAUUUGAGAAAUAUCACAUUGUUCCGCUGCAGGUCGCUUCUCUAGACACCACUUAUCAAAGUCAAAGGUGCGAGGACUUCAUCGACCUCAAAAUGACGCCAUAUGACGAUGGCGCUGUUCACCAGGACCAUGCGAAGUACUUAGUUGAUCGGCUAAAGCAGCGGGGAGCUGGCGAAUCGAAUUGCCACACAUUCGUCAAACAUGCUCUUGAGUUUUUCAAAAAGUAUACAGACAACCUGUUUCUCGACUUUUGCGAGGCUCAGCGGAGAAGGAUGCUAUGGCUAGAAGACCCCGAUGAGGUUCCGUUCGAGUUGGAGGACGUUCUGGAACCGUCAGAGUUCUGUGAGGGCUUGCACCACUUCCUCAUUCAGAACCAUACUUCAGAGCUGCUGGAGAGUUGUUUCACUCGCUGCGGAAUGAACGUUCGACGUGAGAGUGAUAAUGAUAUUGUCAGGAGACUUUAUGGCUAUGGCAGACGGAUGCGCGAACCCAUUUACGACGGCGAGCGUUUUGACGGCGAUUGUUUUGACGGCGAGGGUUUUUGACGUCAAGGUAUGGUGUCUUUUCAUGAUUCUACACCAGAUCGAUUUCGAUCUCGUUGGCUCAGACGGUCAGCAUUUCCCUCUGCAAAUGUUGUUGUUGGAGGACAAGUCAAAUGACAAGGACAGACUGUAUUGGUGCGCUGAAGUAAUGGAUCGGGAAACUGGAGCCCUGAGUGCAGAUGUUAUCAAUGUAGUUGAAGGCGGGGCCUUCGGCUGGAGUCUUCGGACGAAAGUUCGAUCGAAAUCCAUAGAGGCUGUUGAGCAACGGUACAAGCCGCAUGGAUACAUCCCUAUGCUCCUGAAACAAGUAUGUUGCUGUGAUGAGUUGCCUCGGCAAGAAGUGUUCAAUGGAUUUUUUCUCGACCACGACCAUGCUCCUAGUAGGACACCUUUCUGAACUCACUCCUGAACAGUUGAAAUGUGUGAAAGACCUUAAGAGAGCCCCGUUCUGCCGUUGUAACUCCAUCGUCUAUUCUACCCAUUCAGAGUUUGAACGUGUGAUUCCCAUCGCUGCUAGCUUGGGGCCGGUGUGUCGUCAAGCGCGCCAGGACAACAAAGGGUUUGACGAAGU